UCCCUUCCUUCAGGAGCAAGGCAGCUGUUCUUCUCUUCAGAACACCGAGACACCAACACUCUCCAUCCCAUCUGUUUCCUGAAUGUCCCAGCUCAGAGGAGUCCAUAGAGAGCUAUCACAGUGACCUUGCUCCUAGACAAGAGGUGACAUCACAGGAGGACCAUUGGAGCAGGAGCAGGUAUCAUCAAUAUUUUCCAGGCAUGGGUCAGACUUCAUCUACUACACCCCCUGCAAAAAAGGAUCCUGAUUUGACCUCCAGCUUGGGCACAAAUCCUCAGAAUUUCAAGCUGAAAACCAAAAUCCUGUCUCAGGAAUUAAUCACCUUCAUUGAAUCAUCCCUAGAGGAAGGAAACCUUCGGGAAACAGUUUCUUCAAUCAGCAGUGCUCUGGGUGACAUUGAGAAAGCCCCACUGAACAUUGCAGUGAUAGGGGAAAUGGGGGUUGGAAAGUCCAGUCUCAUCAAUGCUCUACAGGGAGUAAAAGCGGAUGAAGAAGGUGCAGCUGCUACUGGGGUGGUAUGUACAACCACUGAGAGAACACCAUACGCAUAUGCAAAAAUUCCCAGUGUGACACUAUGGGACCUGCCUGGUAUUUCAUUUUUUGCCUUGCAUCCAUAUAAUUUUUUGAAGAAAAUCAACUUUGAGGAAUAUGACUUCUUCAUUAUUGUCUCUUCUGGACGCGUUAAACUUGAUGAUGAAAACCUUGCCAAAACCAUUGUGCAAAUGAAUAGGAGUUUCUAUUUUGUUCGAACCCAUACAGAUAUUGAUCUAAAGAUGGAAAAGAAGUUUAAACCUAUGACAUUCAAUAAAGAGAACACGUUAAACAAGAUUAGAAAUACUGUUUCAAGUAUACUUAAGGAGGUUACCCACCAGGAGCCUCCAGUCUUCUUAGUCUCUAACUUGGAUGUGUCUGACUUUGACUUCCCAAAGUUGGAAACCACCCUUCUGAGAGAGCUCCCAGCCUACAAACGACACAUGUUCAUGCACACUUUGUCAAUUGUUACGGAGUCCACUGUAGACCGGAAGAGGGAUAUGCUGAAACAAAAGAUCUUGAAGGAAUCCAGAAUGCCAAGGGCUACCAUGCCACUGAGGGGACUGACCCAAAAUGACCUAGAGAUGUUGGAACAGACUUUGAAUGACUAUAGAUCUUCCUUUGGCCUGGAUGAGGCAUCACUGGGAAACAUCGCUGAGGAUUUGAACGUGACACUGGAGGAACUCAAGGCAAACAUUAAGUCUCCACAUUUGUUCUCACAUGAGCCUGGUACAUCCAUAACAGAUAAAUUAUUGAACUACGUUAGACAUUCUUCCUUUUCAAAAGUUUUCCACUUGCAAAAUUAUUUCAUAGACACGGUUGCUAGCGAUGUUAAAAUUAUCCUCAGUAAAGAAGAGCUUUUGACAGAGAAGCACCCUCCACUGAACAAAGCUACAUGCAAGCCUUCCUCUUGCAGCCCCUCUCGUUUAACUGCUCAAAUGUUGGCAUUCAGCUUUGAAAAUUUUUUUAAGAAUUUCAAGAAGGAAAGCAAACUCCUCUCUGAGGAAACCAUCACCUUGAUUGAAUCCCAUCUGGAAAAUAACAACCUUCAGGGAGCACUGUCUGAAAUUAGUCAUGCUCUGAGAAACAUUGACAAAGCCCCACUGAACAUUGCUGUGACUGGAGAAACAGGAACUGGAAAAUCCAGCUUUAUCAAUGCCCUGAGGGGAGCGAGGGAAGAAGAAGGAAGUGCAGCCCCCACUGGGGUGGUAGAGACAACCAUGACGAGAACUCCAUACCCACACCCAAAGCUUCCCAAUGUGACAAUAUGGGACCUACCUGGCAUUGGGUCCACUAAUUUCCCACCACAAAACUACCUAACAGAAAUGAAGUUUGGUGAGUAUGACUUCUUCAUUAUCAUCUCGUCUACACGCUUCAAAGAACUUGAUGCACAUCUGGCCAAAGCCAUCGCAAUGAUGAACACAAAGUUCUACUUUGUCCGAACCAAGAUAGAUCAAGAUGUCAGUGGCGAACAGAGAAGUAAACCAAAGUCUUUCAAUAGAGACAGUGUCUUAAAGAAAAUUAGAGAUGACUGUUCAAAGAAGCUUCAGAAGGUUCUCUCCAGUCAGCCUCCACUCUUCUUAGUCUCUAACUUUGAUGUGUCUGACUUUGACUUCCCAAAGCUGGAAACCACCCUACUGAGUGAGCUCCCAUCCCACAAGCGCCACAUCUUCAUGAUGUCCUUGCACAGUGUUACUAAGACUGCCAUUGACCGGAAGAGGUAUUUCCUCAGACAGAAGAUCUGGCUGGAGGCCCUGAAGGCUGGAGUAUGGGCCACCAUUCCACUUGGGGGCUUCAUCAGAGAUGAAAUACAGAAGUUGGAGGAGACCUUGAAUCUCUACAGGUCUUACUUUGGUCUGGAUGAAGCCUCACUGGUAAAUAUUGCCAAGGAUUUCAAUGUGUCUGUGAAUGAAAUCAGGGCACACCUUAAGUGUCUCCAUUUGUUAACAAAGACCAAAGACGUGUCCUUCAAAGAAAAACUGUUGAAAUAUAUUGAAUUUAUUUCCUAUAUUAUUGGGGGACCACUUGCCUCAGGCCUUUACUUUAGAAAGACUUACUAUUGGAAAAGUCUCUUUAUUGAUACUGUGGCAAGUGAUGCCAAGUCUCUCCUUAAUAAGGAAGAGUUUUUAUCAGAGAAGCCAGGUUCAUACAUGUCUGAUUUCCCUGAAUACUGGGAAACAGGAAUGGAGCUGUGAGUUACUAACCUUUGGACUAGCUUUGUGCCCCAACUUAAAGCCCAUUUUUUAGCAGCAAACAUUUUGGGAGAAUGGCCAGAGGAUUCAUGUCUUUUAGAGAUAGAAUAUCAAUGUAGCAAGUGGACACAGAGUUGUCCACAGUAUAAGAACUGUCUUCCAUUAAGUUAUCAUUAUGAAAAUAUAUGGUUGUAUACAUGUGACUUACAAAUUUUUUGUCUAAUUAAACUUGGAUCAUUUGUCCCACAGAAAUUCCCCAAGCAGUGCCACACUCUCCUAAGAUGAAGAAGUUAGUAGACUCUGUAACCGUUUGUGCUUUUUAUAUCCGUCUCAGUUCCCAAAUAAUGACACAGAGAUUCAUUUAUUUAUGCAUUAAUGCUUAUACCUUAGGUAAGCUUGUUCUCAAGUUAGCUUAUAACUAAAUUAAUCUGUUUAUACUGUUCUAUGUGAGGCUUGUUGCCUCUUCUCAGUUCCAUAUAUUCAACUUGAUCCACAAUUUGGUGUUUAAUCUCUUUAGCCUGACUCUAUCCCAGAGUGUCUGUCUUUGUCUGUUUCUCUCUC
Molecule: messenger RNA, 3284 nt
Organism: Arvicanthis niloticus (Nile rat)
Lineage: Eukaryota; Metazoa; Chordata; Mammalia; Rodentia; Muridae
Source: RefSeq, a predicted model, not a curated record